This is a messenger RNA of Notothenia coriiceps (black rockcod), 3770 nucleotides long. RefSeq names its product protein tyrosine phosphatase receptor type Ea (gene ptprea). Gene Ontology annotation, molecular function: protein tyrosine phosphatase activity. NCBI's taxonomy places the organism in Eukaryota, Metazoa, Chordata, Actinopteri, Perciformes, Nototheniidae. The record is from RefSeq and is a predicted model, not a curated record. The coding region runs from base 7 to 2100 and encodes 697 amino acids. Gene Ontology annotation, biological process: protein dephosphorylation. The transcript has 20 exons.
GUCACAAUGGUCCCACUUCUGUUUUUGGUGGCAACCACAACAUCAUCUAAUUCCACUGGCAAUGGCAACCAUACACAAGAAGACUUUACGUCCCCCAGCCAACAUGUCCUCCCCACCGUGCUGGUCCUGUCUCUGCUGCUGCUCAUCAUCGCGCUGCUGGCCUGGUACUUCCUCAGGGCGAAGAACCAGAGAAAAGCAGUCGUCACAACAGUUGACAAGAAGAUACCAAAUGGCAUCCUGGAGGAACAAGAGUUUGGAUACAGUUCUGAGUCGUUAUACACCACUGUGCCACCAGAGCAACAGACGGUGGUCCUUCUGCCCAGAUCCCCCUCAGCCUCUAAGACCUACUUCCCCAUCCCCGUGGAGCACCUGGAGGACGAGAACAGGGUCCGCUCCGCCGACGAUGGGAAGCUCUUCAGGGAGGAGUACAAUUCCUUGCCUGGGGGGAAUGCCCAAGGGACGUAUGAGGAGGCAAACAAGGACGAAAACAAGGAGAAGAACAGAUACCCCAACAUCCUUCCUUAUGAUCAUUCCAGAGUGGUGUUGACUCAGCUAGAUGGAAAUCCCUGUUCGGACUAUGUCAACGCUUCUUACAUUGAUGGUUACACGGAAAAGAAAAAAUUCAUUGCAGCACAAGGUCCAAAAGAAGACACGGUAGCAGAUUUCUGGAGGAUGAUAUGGGAGCAGAAAGUAGCGACUGUUGUUAUGCUGACAAAUCUUAAAGAAAGGAAAGAGGACAAGUGUUACCAGUACUGGCCAGAUCAGGGCUGUUGGACCUAUGGGAGUGUGAGGGUGGCAGUGGAAGACUUCACUGUUCUUGUGGACUACACCAUCCGCAAGUUCUGUAUUCAAUAUCAGGCCAGCGAUGCUGCUAAGACUCCCAGGCUCGUCACCCAGCUCCACUUCACCAGCUGGCCCGACUUUGGAGUUCCUUUCUCCCCCAUCGGCAUGCUGAAGUUCCUCAAAAAGGUCAAGGUGGUCAAUCCACCCUUCUCUGGGCCUAUUGUGGUCCACUGCAGCGCUGGUGUUGGGAGGACAGGAACCUUCAUCGUAAUAGACGCCAUGAUCGACAUGAUGCACGCAGGGCAGAAAGUUGAUGCGUUUGGGUUUGUUGCUAAGAUACGAGAGCAGCGAUCACAGCUUGUUCAGACAGAUAUGCAGUACUCCUUCAUCUACCAGGCCCUGCUUGAAUACUACCUCUACGGAGACACGGAGCUGGACGUGUCAUCUCUGGAAGGACACCUGCACAAACUGCACGACACAUUCACAACCGGUGACCGGGUCGGCCUAGAGGAAGAGUUUAAGAAACUGACCAACAUGAGAAUAAUGAAGGAGAACAUGAGAACAGGGAACCUCCCUGCCAACAUGAAGAAGAACAGAGUUCUGCAAAUUAUUCCAUAUGACUUCAACAGAGUCAUUCUCUCCAUGAGAAGAGGUCAGGAGUUCACAGAUUACGUCAACGCGUCUUUUAUAGAUGGCUACAGACAGAAGGACUACUUCAUCGCCACCCAGGGCCCUCUGACACACACAGUGGAGGAUUUCUGGAGAAUGGUGUGGGAAUGGAAAUGUCACUCCAUUGUAAUGCUGACGGAGCUCCAGGAGAGGGAGCAGGACAAAUGUUGCCAUUACUGGCCAGCAGAGGACUCUAUCACCUACGGAAAUUACAAAGUAGAGUUGAAGGGAGACACUUUGUGUGACACCUUCAGUCUACGAGACUUGGUACUCACCUUUGUGCCGGAGAAGCAGACCAGGGUGAUCAGGCACUUCCAUUUCCACGGCUGGCCAGAGGUCGGCAUCCCGGCCGAGGGGAAAGGCAUGAUCGACAUCAUCGCCUCGGUGCAGAGACAGCAGCAGCAAUCUGGCAACCAUCCCAUCGUCGUACACUGCAGUGCUGGUGCAGGGCGAACAGGUACGUUCAUUGCACUGAGCAAUAUCCUGGAGCGAGUCAAAGCAGAGGGCCUGCUGGACGUGUUCCAAACUGUGAAGAGUUUACGCAUGCAGAGGCCUCAUAUGGUCCAAACCGUGGAACAAUAUGACUUCUGCUACAGGGUGGUACAAGACUUUGUCGACAUUUUCUCAGACUAUGCCAAUUUUAAAUGACGAGAUUUGCCUUAAACAUGGUUUUUAAUGUUGUUUUCUAAAGCUGGUUUGUCAGUUUUAUGGGUUUCUUUAACUCAGUCAAAUGAUCUAUUUUGCUAUGCACUUGUCCUUCCAUUAACUCCAUCCUCGCUGUAAUAUAAUGUAUGUCAGUUGGCGAAAAAUUGUAAAUGAAAAAAGUUAGAUUAUUAAUGUAUAUUUCACAUCAUGUAUGAUAAUUAAUUUGUCAUGAAGUGUUGGUCUCUUAUUUCAGUUAUGUUGUAUAAUACUGUACUUCAAAUGUUUAUCUAAGUGUUACUUUGACCAUGUAAUAUUUUUAAAAGUUGUACUUAUUGUAAAUGUAUUUAUGUAUUGACGAUGACAUUCCAUUCUUGAGUUUGGAGAACAUGACGGGAAUGUUAAGAUAUUUUUUUGUUUUUAUGUAAACAUACCGUACAUAAUUUCAUUUAUUGAUGACUUCUAUCUGAGAUUGGAGGCGAUACUGAAACUAUGUGCCCAUCACGAAUGCUCUUUCCAAUGGAAAUAUUUUCAGAAAAAGAAUGAAUCACCACAGCCAUAUUGCAUAAAACAUGAAUUUAUGCAACAGAGGUGGAGGUGACAAUACUGGAGUUGAAUUCCUACGGAUAGAUUCAGGAAGAAGUUUCUCUCACAUUCAUACAAUAACAUUUAACUGGUUUUGUACCUCAAAAUAGUGGUAUGCAACUGCAUUUAACAUGGAUGUAACAGUCUGCCUUUUCUCUGUAGACAGCAAAAACAGUUUUGCUAAAUUGACUGCACAUUCAAAAGCACAUAACUAAGCCUUUUGCCAAGAACCUGCAAUUUCCAAGAGUUUGUUUAUUGCUUUAUAUAAUAGGUUUUUCACAAAUCAGUGCCAUAUGUACUUUUUGUAAGACAUGGAAAAGUAGAACAACUAUAGAGUGAAGGCUGAGCAAUGAAAGGUGAUCUUAGGGAAAGGUAAGUGUGGGCUAUAAAUGCAGUAGAGUUGGAACGAUGUAUUGACAACCUGUUUCAGAUGCACUGUAAACGCAUAGUCAAGUAUAUAAAGUGCUACAUUAGAUAAGACAUUUUAUGGUAAAACCACACGUGGUGCUUCAGUGCCUGCUUUAUGCCAGAGAAAAAAAAGUACUAUCAUUGUUCAGUCAGUUUUUGGAACACCUUGUUUUUUCGCAUUGGGUUAAAAUGAGGAAGCAGAGUUUUUCAUAGAAAACAUCUAGUGGUUGUUUUAUUUAUAGGGAAGCAUCUGAAUAUGACACUGCUCCCGAUUCAUCUGGUACUCAAACAUUAACACAACAUUUGGAAUAAUUUCACCCAGCUCUGCUCGAAUCCUUAAAAAACUGUGGAGCCUUGUUAAUGCUGUUUGUAGAUACUACAUGAAAAAGUGCUAACAUCAAAAUGGCUGAGCAGCAAGGGACUGUCAAGUCAUUGCUCAUUUUCUUGUGUGCUAUAUGUCUGUGGGAGAUGUGCGGUGAAGUUAGAGGAAGAGACUUGACAAAAUAACCCAUAGUCUAUUAAACCACGGUUUAUUUUCUGUCUCUCACUUCCUGUUAAGAGUAUGGAGGAGGGUCUGUUUAGACCACAGCUCUUUGCCUUUGCUCUCUGUGGGUGGUCUAUCCAUUUUUGGAUUCUCAAUGUCUUUCAAAUGCAAGUUGCAAUAUUAAAUUCAUCUAAAAAUG